AUGGCAUCAUUGCCUCCCCCUCCGCCUCCGGGCUGGGGUGCGUCGGCGCCGCCUUCGAUGCCGUUGGCUCCUCCGCCACCGGGAUAUCAACCGCCUGCGGAUCCGACUGUCGCAAAGUUUGCCCAGAAGAAGAAUGAAUGGCUGCGGACGCAACGGAACCGGUUCGGCGAGAAGAGAAAGGGUGGAUUUGUUGAAACACAAAAGGCUGAUAUGCCCCCGGAGCAUCUGCGAAAGAUUGUUAGGGACAUUGGCGAUGUGUCGCAAAAGAAGUUCAGCAACGAGAAGCGUAGCUACCUCGGCGCGCUGAAGUUCAUGCCCCAUGCUGUGUUGAAGUUGCUGGAGAACAUGCCCAUGCCUUGGGAAUCGGCUAGGGAAGUUAAGGUAUUGUAUCAUGUUAAUGGUUGCCUUACCUUGGUCAAUGAGACUCCCCGUGUUAUUGAGCCCGUGUUCCACGCCCAAUGGGCUACCAUACACUUUAAGAGAAUGCGCUUCCCUCCUUUCGAUGACGAAGAACCUCCGCUAUCGUGGUCGGAAAACAUUGAAGAUCUUGAUGAGUCGGAGGAUGCUCCUGUCUAUGAGUGGUUCUAUGAUCACCGGCCUCUGCUGGAUACACCCCAUAUGGCUACCCUGUAUCGACUAAGUCAUCAGCUCUUGAGUGACGUUGUCGAUCAAAACUACUUCCAUAUGUUUGACUUGAACAGUUUCUUUACCGCCAAGGCACUGAAUGUCGCUAUCCCCGGUGGUCCUCGCUUUGAGCCUCUGUACAAGGAUAUCGACCCCAAUGACGAGGACUUCAGCGAAUUCAACGCCAUCGACCGUAUCAUCUUCCGCGCUCCUAUCCGCACGGAAUACCGCGUUGCUUACCCCUUCCUGUACAAUACCCUCCCGAGAAGCGUAAAGGUUUCUUGGUACUCUCACCCUCAAGUUGUAUAUGUCCGCACCGAAGACCCUAAUCUCCCCGCCUUCUACUUCGACCCCGUCAUCAACCCUAUCUCCUCCCGCCAUGAAGAUGAGAUUUUUGGUGAAGGAAACAACGAGGACGAUUUCGAGCUCCCCGGCGACUUCGAGCCGUUCUUCGCCGAGGAGGAACUGUAUACACCCGAUACCGCGUCCGCCAUUGCCCUCUGGUGGGCUCCUCAUCCCUUCAACAAGCGCUCCGGCAAGAUGGUGCGCGCCCAGGAUGUGCCUCUCGUGAAGCAGUGGUAUCUGGAGCACUGUCCGCUGGGCCAGCCUGUCAAGGUCCGCGUCUCAUACCAGAAGCUGCUCAAGACGUUCGUCCUCAAUGAGCUCCACAAGAAGAAGCCGAAGGCUCAGAACAAGCAGAAUCUGUUGAAGACUUUGAAGUCGACCAAGUUCUUCCAGCAGACGACAAUCGAUUGGGUUGAAGCUGGUUUGCAAGUUUGCCGCCAGGGUUUCAACAUGCUCAACUUGUUGAUCCACCGCAAGAACUUGACCUACCUCCAUCUUGAUUACAACUUCAACUUGAAGCCCGUCAAGACUUUGACCACUAAGGAGCGAAAGAAGUCUCGUUUCGGAAAUGCUUUCCACUUGAUGAGAGAAAUCCUUCGUCUUACCAAGCUGAUUGUCGACGCUCAGCUGGCUGACGGCAUCCUGUAUGCUUUCAACCACUACAAGUUGAUGCACCAGAUUCGUUCUUGCAAGGAUCUCAAGCAUUUGAUCUACUACCGCUUCAACUCCGGACCUGUGGGUAAGGGUCCUGGAUGCGGUUUCUGGGCCCCGGCCUGGCGUGUCUGGCUCUUUUUCAUGCGUGGUAUCAUCCCUCUGCUUGAGAGAUGGCUCGGGAACUUGCUGUCCCGUCAGUUCGAGGGUCGCCACAGCAAGGGUGUUGCCAAGACUGUUACCAAGCAGCGUGUAGAGUCUCACUUUGAUCUUGAACUCCGUGCGUCUGUCAUGGCGGAUCUCAUGGACAUGAUGCCCGAGGGUAUCAAGCAGAACAAGGUCAACACUGUUCUCCAACACCUUUCGGAGGCAUGGAGAUGCUGGAAGAGUAAUAUCCCUUGGAAGGUUCCUGGCCUUCCAGCGCCCAUUGAGAACAUCAUUCUCCGUUACGUCAAGAGCAAGGCCGACUGGUGGAUUUCCGUCGCUCACUACAACCGUGAACGUAUUCGUCGUGGUGCCACCGUUGACAAGACAGUUGCGAAGAAGAACCUUGGUCGACUCACCCGGUUGUGGCUCAAGGCUGAGCAAGAGCGCCAGCACAACUACCUCAAGGAUGGUCCCUACGUGUCGUCCGAGGAAGCUGUGGCUAUCUACACAACCAUGGUCCACUGGCUCGAAUCUCGCAAGUUCUCUCCGAUUCCCUUCCCUAGUGUUUCUUACAAGCACGACACCAAGAUCCUGAUUCUUGCUUUGGAACGCCUGCGCGAAUCCUACUCCGUCAAGGGCAGACUCAACCAGAGCCAGCGUGAGGAGCUCGCUCUCAUCGAGCAGGCGUACGAUUCUCCUGGAACGACCCUAGCCAGAAUCAAGCGUUUCCUCUUGACUCAGCGAGCUUUCAAGGAGGUCGGUAUCGAUAUGAACGACAACUACAGCCACAUCAACCCAGUGUACGACGUGGAGCCCAUCGAAAAGAUCACCGACGCCUACCUUGAUCAGUACCUGUGGUACCAGGCAGAGCAGCGCCACUUGUUCCCCGCCUGGAUCAAGCCCUCGGAUUCCGAGGUGCCACCCCUGUUGACAUACAAGUGGGCUCAGGGUAUCAACAACUUGGACAAUGUCUGGGAGACUGCUGAUGGCGAGACGAACGUUAUGAUCGAGACCGAGCUGUCGAAGGUUUAUGAGAAGAUGGAUCUUACUCUGUUGAACCGCAUGCUUCGUCUUAUCAUGGACCACAACUUGGCUGAUUACAUCACUUCCAAGAACAACGUGCAGCUCAGCUACAAGGACAUGAACCAUACCAACAGCUACGGUUUGAUUCGUGGUCUGCAAUUCUCUGGCUUCGUUUUCCAGUACUAUGGCCUGAUGAUCGAUUUGCUGCUCCUCGGCCUGCAGAGAGCUAGUGAAAUGGCUGGACCCCCUGCGAGCCCCAACUAUUUCUUGCAGUUCAGAGACCGUGCUACAGAGACAAAGCAUCCUAUCCGUCUGUACACGCGUUACGUCGACAAGAUCUGGGUCUUCCUUCGUUUCUCUGCCGACGAGUCUCGAGACUUGAUCCAGCGCUUUUUGACUGAGAAUCCGGAUCCCAACUUCGAAAACGUCAUUGGAUACAAGAAUAAGAAGUGUUGGCCUCGUGACUGUCGCAUGCGUUUGAUGCGUCAUGAUGUCAACUUGGGCCGUGCUGUAUUCUGGGAUUUGAAGAACCGCCUGCCGAGGUCAAUCACUACCAUCGAAUGGGACGACACUUUCGCCAGCGUCUACAGCAAGGAUAACCCGAACCUUCUGUUCUCUAUGUCCGGGUUUGAAGUCCGCAUUCUUCCCAAGUGCCGCAACCAGAAUGAGGAGUUCUCGGUGAAGGACAGCGUUUGGUCUCUUGUCGAUAACUCGACUAAGGAGCGCACAGCUCAUGCUUUCCUCCAGGUCACGGAGGAGGAUAUUCAGAAGUUCAACAACCGGAUUCGUCAGAUUCUCAUGUCGUCCGGUUCUACGACUUUUACUAAGAUCGCAAACAAGUGGAACACGGCUUUGAUCGCACUCUUCACCUACUACCGUGAAGCUGCUGUAUCAACCGUCAACCUUCUGGAUACGAUCGUCAAGUGCGAAACCAAGAUCCAGACCCGUGUCAAGAUUGGUUUGAACUCUAAGAUGCCUUCGCGUUUCCCUCCCGCUGUCUUCUACACCCCCAAGGAACUGGGAGGUCUAGGUAUGAUUUCUGGAUCCCACAUCCUUAUUCCGGCUAGCGACAAGCGGUGGUCCAAGCAAACGGAUACGGGUAUCACCCACUUCCGUGCGGGUAUGUCACAUGACGAAGAGACCCUGAUCCCGAACAUCUUCCGUUACAUCAUCCCCUGGGAAGCCGAAUUCAUUGAUUCUCAGAGAGUGUGGAUGGAGUAUUCGCAGAAGCGGCAGGAGGCUCAGCAGCAAAACCGCCGUUUGACGUUGGAGGAUUUGGAGGACAGCUGGGACCGUGGUCUUCCCCGUAUCAACACCCUGUUCCAGAAGGAUCGCAGUACGCUCAGCUUCGACAAGGGUUUCCGUCUUCGCGCUGAAUUCAAGCAAUACCAGCUGAUGAAGAGUAACCCGUUCUGGUGGACUAGUCAGAGACAUGACGGAAAGCUGUGGAACUUGAACGCUUACCGUACCGACGUCAUCCAGGCCCUUGGUGGUGUCGAAACCAUCCUUGAGCACACCUUGUUUAAGGCGACUGCAUUCCCAUCAUGGGAGGGUCUCUUCUGGGAACGUGCCUCAGGCUUCGAGGAAUCGAUGAAGUUUAAGAAGCUUACGAACGCUCAAAGAUCAGGUUUGAACCAGAUUCCUAACCGUCGGUUCACUCUGUGGUGGUCUCCCACCAUUAACCGUGCCAAUGUGUACGUUGGUUUCCAGGUCCAGCUGGAUCUUACGGGUAUCUUCUUGCACGGUAAAAUUCCGACCCUGAAAAUCUCGUUGAUUCAGAUCUUCCGUGCCCAUUUGUGGCAGAAGAUUCACGAGUCCGUCGUUAUGGAUUUAUGCCAGGUCUUCGAUCAGGAGCUUCAGCAGCUGGGUAUCGAGACAGUUCAGAAGGAGACGAUCCACCCUCGUAAGUCUUACAAGAUGAACAGCUCUUGCGCCGACAUUCUGCUUUUCGCAACGAACAAGUGGAACGUCACUCGUCCCUCCUUGCUGUUCGAUACCAAGGACGUGUACGAGCCAACCACGACAAACAAGUUCUGGCUUGACGUGCAGUUGAGAUAUGGUGACUACGACUCCCACGACAUUGAGAGAUAUGUUCGUGCCAAGUAUCUCGACUACACUACCGACAGCAUGAGUAUCUAUCCUUCUGCUACCGGUUUGAUGAUUGGUAUUGAUCUCGCGUACAACCUGUACUCGGCAUAUGGACAGUACUUCCCUGGAUUGAAGACUCUGAUCCAGCAGGCUAUGGCCAAGAUCAUGAAGGCGAACCCCGCCUUGUAUGUCCUGAGGGAACGUAUCAGGAAGGGUUUGCAGCUCUAUGCCUCGGAAAGUAACCAGGAGUUCCUGAACUCCCAGAACUACUCGGAAUUGUUCAGUCCUCAGAUUCAGCUGUUCAUUGACGAUACCAACGUCUACCGUGUCACCAUCCACAAGACCUUCGAAGGUAACCUUACGACCAAGCCCAUCAACGGUGCUAUCUUCAUCUUCAACCCCAGAACCGGACAAUUGUUCUUGAAGAUCAUUCACACCAGUGUCUGGGCUGGACAGAAGCGUUUGGGCCAGUUGGCCAAGUGGAAGACAGCAGAAGAAGUUGCGGCCCUCAUCCGAUCCUUACCUGUUGAGGAGCAACCGAAGCAGCUGAUUGUUACCCGUAAGGGUCUGUUGGAUCCCCUUGAAGUCCACUUACUUGACUUCCCUAACAUUUCCAUCCGAGCUUCCGAGCUUCAGCUGCCUUUCCAGGCCGCGAUGAAGGUCGAGAAGCUUGCGGAUAUGAUUCUCCGGGCAACCGAGCCUCAGAUGGUUCUGUUCAACCUGUACGAUGAGUGGCUGAAGUCAAUCUCACCUUACAUUGCCUUCUCUCGUUUGAUUCUCAUUCUGAGAGCCCUCCACGUCAACAUUGAUAAGGCGAAGAUUAUCCUCAGACCUGACAAGAGUGUCAUCACCCAAGAGCAUCAUAUCUGGCCUUCGUUGUCGGAUGAGGAUUGGAUGAAGGUUGAAGUGCAAUUGCGUGAUUUGAUUCUCAACGACUACGGCAAGAAGAACAAUGUCAACGUUCAGAGUCUUACCAGUAGUGAAGUUCGGGAUAUCAUCCUCGGUAUGGAGAUCAGUGCUCCUUCACUUCAACGACAGCAGGCUGCGGAGAUUGAAAAGCAGCAGGAAGAGCAGAAGCAACUCACGGCUGUCACGACGAAGACACAGAACGUCCGUGGUGAGGAUAUCAUCGUCACCACCACGUCUCAGUACGAGCAGCAAUCGUUUGCCUCCAAGACUGAGUGGCGCACACGAGCAAUCGCCACGUCCAACCUUCGCACGAGGUCCAACAACAUCUACAUUUCGUCGGAUGACAUCCGGGACGAGGGAUAUACCUACAUCAUGCCAAAGAACGUCCUCAAGCGAUUCAUCACGAUUGCGGAUCUGCGUGUGCAAGUUGCUGGCUACCUGUACGGUACCUCCCCUCCUGAUAACGAUCAGGUGAAGGAAAUCCGCACCAUUGUCAUGAUCCCCCAGGUGGGCAACACGCGUGAGGUGCAGUUGCCGCAGCAGCUACCCCAGCACGAUUAUCUCAACAACCUCGAGCCUCUGGGUGUUAUCCACACCAUCUCUGGAAACGAGCCCCCUUACAUGACGGCCAUGGAUGUUACACAGCAUGCUCGUUUGAUGAACGCCCACUCAUCCUGGGACAAGAAGACGGUUACCAUGACAGUAUCUUUCACCCCUGGAUCUGUGUCACUCGCGGCUUGGGGCCUCACGCCCCAGGGCUACAAGUGGGGAGCAGAAAAUCGUGAUACCACAUCUGAUCAACCGCAAGGAUUCUCGACCAGCAUGGGAGAGAAGUGCCAGCUGUUGCUCAGUGACAAGAUCCGUGGAUACUUCCUGGUGCCGGAAGACAACGUCUGGAACUACAGCUUCAUGGGCAGCUCCUUCGGCGGAGUGGAGAAGCGGCCGGUGUACGUGAAGAUCGACACCCCCCUGAGAUUCUACGAUGAUCAACAUCGUCCAUUGCACUUCCAGAACUUUGCGGAACUGGAAGAUAUCUGGGUUGACCGUUCUGAUAACUUUGCGUGAGCGAUGUGUGGAUGGCGUUGGCAUGAUAUUGUUUUUUACCUUUUUAUACGGAUGAUUACGUUGUUUCGAGACUCUUUCCUCUUUUUCUCCAAGCCUUUAUUCUUGUUUUCCCCUUUGAAAUCCUCUUUUUCUUAUAAUGUUCGCAGUAUACAAAAUCCUCUCAUGUGUCUUACUAUGGUUAC
Messenger RNA from Aspergillus welwitschiae, 7034 nucleotides. It is a transcript of the gene prp8, whose product is annotated as U4/U6-U5 snRNP complex subunit PRP8. Gene Ontology annotation, molecular function: protein binding; U2 snRNA binding; pre-mRNA intronic binding. Gene Ontology annotation, biological process: mRNA splicing, via spliceosome; spliceosomal tri-snRNP complex assembly. The transcript is spliced from 7 exons. The record is from RefSeq and is a predicted model, not a curated record. Gene Ontology annotation, cellular component: U5 snRNP; catalytic step 2 spliceosome. Bases 1 to 6852 code for a protein of 2283 amino acids. Lineage: Eukaryota; Fungi; Ascomycota; Eurotiomycetes; Eurotiales; Aspergillaceae.